AUGGAGGUUAUCACUCUCAUUCAGGGCGACGAAUAUUCCGAGCUCACACCCCUCUUCCUCGUUCAUGCCAUAUCCGGGGUGGCACUCCCAUUUUUGCGACUCGAGUCUCUCAGCGAUGAUGACGACCGGCCGGUGUAUGGAAUCACCAGCCCAAUGCACUGCUCUGGCGGCGAACACUUCAAGUACCCGCCUAGCCUCAAGUCCCUCGCCAAGUUUUACCUCCAAGGCAUCAGACAUGUUCAGCCGGAAGGCCCAUACUUGUUGGGAGGAUGGUCGAUGGGCGGCAUGAUUGCCAUGUUCAUGGCUCAGAUGCUUGAGGCUGCUGGCGAGGAGGUUUACAAGGUCAUCAUGAUUGACUCUGCCAAUCCUGAGGUGUUUCCCAACUUCACCAGCUCGGACGAGCAUUGCGAGUUCGCGAAGGCGACGUUCGACCGCACCGUAUCUGCAGGUGGCUUGCAGAUGGACAUGGGGGCCGAACCAGAAUACCCUGCCCCCUCACCCGUGUUUGACCACGACGAGUUUGAGGAUUACAUCACCGCCCGCGGUCGUCGCUCCAGCACUUGGCGGAGUGCCGCCAGCUCCAACACCUCCAUCAGCUCAAGUGCUUCGAGCAUCUUUGACCACUCCUCCCCGCUCAUGUCACCCAGCUCGCCUCUUACACCCGACUGCCUGACCGACGAGUCCGACUGCGACUCGGACUGCGACUCUGAUUUCGGAGACAAGUGCGAGUCGCUGGAAGUCGGCGACUUUUUGCGACAGAUCAAGCUGCAUAUCCACCGUGGGCUGGACCUCAUCGCUGGUGUGCAGCCUGGGGAACUCUUUGUUCCCGGCGAAAAGUCCGACUUUGACGUCGUUUUGAUCAAGUGCACGAACGAGCCCGUGGAAGUUGAUCGCAAAUACGCCGGCCACGAGGGGGCCAAGUUCAUCCAGAAGGUCAUGCGCGAGAGGGCGAUGCGGUGGGAUCCCGCACAGUUUAGGAGCUUCCAGUCGAUCCCGUUCAGCGGCGAUCAUGAUGGUGCCUUUCAGCCAGAGUUUGUUGGAGAGCUUAGUUCCAUUCUGAGGGAGUGCAUCGAGGACUUGGAGUGA
Purpureocillium lilacinum is the source of this 1086-nucleotide messenger RNA. RefSeq lists its product as uncharacterized. NCBI's taxonomy places the organism in Eukaryota, Fungi, Ascomycota, Sordariomycetes, Hypocreales, Ophiocordycipitaceae. The record is from RefSeq and is a predicted model, not a curated record. Gene Ontology annotation, biological process: biosynthetic process.